Molecule: messenger RNA, 1359 nt
Organism: Echinostoma caproni
Lineage: Eukaryota; Metazoa; Platyhelminthes; Trematoda; Plagiorchiida; Echinostomatidae
Source: the annotation of a GenBank genome assembly
UUGCGUAAAAAAUUAGAUUUAUCAGAAGCAACCAAUCACAGCCAGACAAACACAGUUGCCAGACUUGAAGCACGCAUCACCGCACUGGAGAACGAAUUGUCCAAUAAGGAUCAUCUGUUAUCUAAGACACAGGAUUUGCUGUCCAGUGAACAAGAACAAAAGUCUCGAUUACAAGAGCAAUGGCAACGUCAGACACGGCAUUUGGAAAAGGUGGAGAAAUCCUUGGAGAAGGAGUCCGAAGAGGUGAAUAAAGCGAACGAAAUUAUUCGUCGCUUGCAAAACGAAGUUAAAAGCCACCACACCAAGGCCAAGUUACGCGGUCAAGUGGCUGCAGAACAGGAACGUUUACUUUCGUCCAAAGAGACCGAACUGCACGAAUUGCACAUAGAGCUGGAACGAGUGAAAUCCGAUUUGAAGGGAGCACGCGAAACGACAGCUAGUUUGAACAGUCAGUUAAAGAUGAAAUCUGAGGAACUGGCCGAAGCACAGCGAACAAUUAAGACGAAUGAAAAUAUUAUCGGCUGGUUAAAUCGACAGAUUUCUGAAAACCAAAUGGGUCAAAUGCAGCAACGGUUAAGAUCUUCCGGAUUUCCCACUCCAAUUCCACCUUUAUCCAACGGAAGCAAUCGUCUUUUAUCGCCUGCUUUUGGUACGACUGCCGGUUGGCAGUCCUCGACUGGCACCCGUCUGACGAACCAGUUGAUCCCAAUGACGCAGGUCAACAUGAUCGGGAGCACGACCGUGACUACAGCAACAAUGCCCGGGACUUUUACGAACACCACAACGUCAAACUCAACAACCGUUUUGAGUUCGCGCCCAGCUAGCUCGGUGCUCAAUUAUAUGGGUGUCUCUGCAACUGCAGCUUCAACAUUCCCGGUAAGCACAUUGCAUCAAGUACCCGAAUCGGAAAAUGAAACUGAUUAUGGGAAAUCGCUAAAAGUAAUGGACGGUGGUAGUCAUGCGAAUCCGUCCACUCUACCGGCUCCGAUGACCAAAUCCACACCGUUGCACGGGGAUCAUAUUCUUAUGGGCCGAAUCCAUUCUUCCGACGGAACUGCACGAUCUGUGCGACCAAUUUCCAGCGGAGCUAACAGCAUGCUUCCCCCGGAUGUGAGCAGUCGAUUACCCACAUAUCUGCCUUCGGCGUUAGGUAUGCGGUCACAGUCGAAUCCAUCUCAGACGGGUUCCUCUCAGCCGGUCCCACAUAAUCUGUAUUCCGAUCGUGUUGGAUCAGAAGCAACCAAACCGACAACGACAAGCGCCUGCUCCGUUCCGGAUGAAAGUGAUCGUACUUUGCAUCAGCAAUCCCUAUCCUCGGCUUAUUUCCCCAAACCGAUUGGAACGCAAGCUCAUCGCUAA